AUGGACUCGGAAAUCACCAAGCAAGUUCAAUAUCCAUUCAUCGACGUCGUAUCUUUCGCUUUUGACAAGCAGAAGGCAUUCGAUAACGGGAAGCCUUUAUACAUAGAUGCUGAGGAUCCUCGGCGCUCUUUGGACUACACACAGACACGACAGCUCGUACGGCGCAUAAUAGCGGGACUUCGUGCUCAUGGCUUGCGGAAGGGGGAGACGGUGCUUGUGCACCUCUUCAAUAAUUACGCUUACCCAGCCAUGUUCCUAGGAAUUGUCGGAGCUGGAGGCCUUUUCUGCGCCACCAAUCCCAAAUUGAAAAGUGAGCUGGCGAACAUAAUGGCGCUCUCCCAGCCGCGCUUCAUAAUCACCACCGAGGAGCUUCUCGCGCAGCUCCGAGAGUGGACUCCAGUUGCCUCCGACGAGGUCAUCAUUUUCGAUUCCGAAAGUCUCUCCAAAAAGUCACAUAGAGUACCGAUCUUGGAUGACCCAUCUCUGAGACCGUUCAGAACCCUCAUGGACCAUGGAGAGGAGGAUUGGCCGGAGAUACGCUCCGAACACGAAGUCAAGGCUACGCCGGCGUCGUACUUCCUGACGUCCGGCACGACGGGGUGCCCCAAGCUCGCCACGCUCUCGCACUACUCCAUGGUCGCGCACUUCAGCAUGAUUCACCAGCAAGUGCCCUACGCACCCGUUCGACUGAGCUGCCUCCCCCUGUUCCACAUGUUCGGCGGCGCCUGGGCGCUGGCGAACACGAUCCGCCACGGCCAGCCCAUGUACAUCAUGUCCAACGCCGCCAAAUUCGACGUCAACCGCUACGUCGCCUACAUCGCCAAGUACGGCGCCACAGAGACGUCCAUGGCGCCGCCGAUAGUGGCGCAGCUCAAUAGCCUCGAGGACAGCAGUGCGCUGCGUGACGGCCUGAAGACCUUGAGAUGGAUUGGGGUGGGCGGCGCUCCCAUUACAGCCGAGACGCUGGCCAAGUUCAAGACGCGCUUACAUCCAGACGCCACAUUGAGCGGCGUGUACGGUGCUACGGAGCUGGGCACCAUCGUCAUGUUUCGAUACGGCGAACAAGACACCACGGGCUCGGUAGGAAGGCCGGCGCCUGGUGUCCACAUCCAGAUUCGGAAGCCGGCCAAGGACGGCAGCACGGCUACGACGUGCGGCGAACCUGCGAAUGCUUCUGGCGAAAUCUUCAUCUCGGCUGAAUCCCGCAUGAUCGGAUACCGUGGCACCUCCGAAAGCAGCAAGGUCGACGUGGAUUGGUACUGCACAGGCGACUUGGGCUGCAUGGAGAACGGCAAGCUGUACAUCACUGGCAAGGCCAAGGACAUCAUGAAGGUGAACGGAUUCCAAGUCUCUCCCACCGAGAUCGAGGCAGCGCUCCUCGAGCACCCAGAGAUCGAUGACUGCGCUGUGUCGAAGGUCGUGAAAGAGGAUGGGACCGAGUUGCCGCAGGCUUUCGUCGUACGGCGGGAUCGCAGCGUCUCAGAACAGGACGUCAAGGAGUUCGCGCGCCAACGACUGGUCCACUACAAGCAACUGACCGGCGGUGUUGUUUUCGUGACGCAGAUCCCCAAACUCGCAAGUGGAAAGAUUCAACGGCAUAAACUCCAAGAGCAACCUCUGGACAUUGACAUGAACACCGGUGACUCGAACGGCUAUAUAUCUGGGUUGAAGGGCUGGUGCAUCAGCGUCCUCGCCUCAAUUUUCCCCUUCCGAGGGCCUCUCCAGAAACUCUAG
Molecule: messenger RNA, 1734 nt
Organism: Neoarthrinium moseri
Lineage: Eukaryota; Fungi; Ascomycota; Sordariomycetes; Amphisphaeriales; Apiosporaceae
Exons: 3
Coding region: 1-1734 (577 amino acids)
Biological process (GO): secondary metabolic process
Molecular function (GO): CoA-ligase activity
Source: RefSeq, a predicted model, not a curated record